CUCAACCAUUCUCAGUUCAUCAACUCCCACAAAACUACCCCUCCAAAAAAAAAAAAGACAAAAUAUAUAUAAAAAAACAAUAUGCCUAUCCCAAUGACAAUGAAGGUUGAAUCCAAUGGACAUCACACUUCCAAAAGGCUCGAAGGCAAAGUCGCCAUAAUCACAGGGGGCGCGAGCGGCUUCGGCGAGGCAACCGCGGCCCUCUUCGCCCGGCACGGCGCGAGGGUGGUGAUCGCGGACGUGCAGGACGACCGCGGCCGCACCCUCUGCGGCCGCAUCGGGAUCCCCGAGCAGGUCACGUACGUGCACUGCGACGUGACGCGCGACGCCGACGUCCGCGGCGCCGUGGACCUGGCCGUGGCCAGGUACGGCGGGCUCGACAUCAUGUUUAACAACGCCGGCAUCCCGGGGAGCCUCGACUUCGCGAUCGCGGACGCGGACAACGACAACUUCAGGCGCGUGUUCGACGUGAACGUGCACGGCGCGUUCCUGGGGGCGAAGCACGCGGCGCGGGAGAUGAUCGCGGCGGGGAGGGGCGGGGUGAUCUUGUUCACGGCGAGCGUGGCGUCGGUGGUGGCGGGGGAGUCGCCGCACUCGUACGCGGCGUCGAAGCACGCGGUGGUGGGGCUGAUGAAGAGCCUGUGCGUGGAGCUGGGGAAGCACGGGAUACGCGUGAACGCGAUAUCGCCGUGCGCGGUGGCGACGCCGCUGCUGACGGGGACGAUGGGGGUGGGGAAGGAGGUGGUGGAGGAUAUCAUAUGCGCGUCGGCGAAUCUGAAGGGAGUGGUCCCCACGGUGGAUGACGUGGCGGAGGCGGCUUUGUAUUUGGGGAGCGAUGAGUCCAGAUUUGUGAGCGGCCACAAUUUGGUGGUGGAUGGUGGUUAUAGCACCACUAACCAGAGUUAUACCAGGGUUAUUAACUCUGUCUUUUCUCCUAAGUCUAUCCCCUAAUAAGUAAUAACCUCUUUUUUUUAUUUUCCAUAUUUACUUAUGUGUGUAUUGUAUGUUCACAAAAUUCCAGAGCUAAAAUAAUCGGUUCGGUUGUAAAUUCCAGUUUAUGGAAGUCUUGACAUUUACUAUUACCUUUCUCCA
Molecule: messenger RNA, 1092 nt
Organism: Salvia splendens (bonfire salvia)
Lineage: Eukaryota; Viridiplantae; Streptophyta; Magnoliopsida; Lamiales; Lamiaceae
Product: secoisolariciresinol dehydrogenase
Exons: 2
Coding region: 82-951 (289 amino acids)
Source: RefSeq, a predicted model, not a curated record